GAGAUACAAGUGUUAUUCACCAGAGCUUGAAAGAAAGGCAUGAGCUUCUUCACAAGGUUGUGAGGCCCAUAAAGGGCCGCUUGGAAAUUUUAGUUCCUAACGGUGGUCUUAAUGCUCAUCGACCUUCUGGGGAACCAUGUUGGUCACUUAUUGCUCGCAGUGUUGAUGACGUUGAGAGAUUUUUCAAAGAGACAAUAGAGAACAGAGAUGAGGGGAUUGUAUUGAAAGACUUUGGCUCUAAAUGGGAACCGAGUGAUAGGAGUGGAAAGUGGCUAAAGUUGAAGCCUGAGUACAUACGUGCUGGAUCUGAUUUAGAUGCUCUCAUCAUAGGAGGCUACUACGGCUCUGGACGUCGGGGAGGAGAGGUGGCUCAAUUUCUAUUGGGCCUCGCCGAGUGUUCAGCCCAAAUACAUAUCCCAGGCGGUUCAUUUCUUUUUGCAGAGUGGGAACUGGACUUUCUGAUGAGGAGCUUGAUUCUGUUGUAA
Messenger RNA from Ilex paraguariensis (yerba mate), 485 nucleotides. Lineage: Eukaryota; Viridiplantae; Streptophyta; Magnoliopsida; Aquifoliales; Aquifoliaceae. The record is from the annotation of a GenBank genome assembly.